Messenger RNA from Conger conger (European conger), 1611 nucleotides. It is a transcript of the gene aptx, whose product is annotated as aprataxin. Gene Ontology annotation, cellular component: nucleus. The record is from RefSeq and is a predicted model, not a curated record. The transcript is spliced from 7 exons. Bases 318 to 1412 code for a protein of 364 amino acids. Lineage: Eukaryota; Metazoa; Chordata; Actinopteri; Anguilliformes; Congridae. Gene Ontology annotation, molecular function: protein binding; single-strand break-containing DNA binding; single-stranded DNA binding. Gene Ontology annotation, biological process: single strand break repair; double-strand break repair.
UAUCUUGCUAGCUAAUUAGCAAUACAUUCUAGCAUAUGUUAACAUUAGUUGACUUGGUUGAAUAUGUGCUGUUACAGUAGUGAUAUAUUAGCUCGCUAACUGGUAGAUGGCUAGCUAGUGCUAAUGUAAAACUUGUGAAUUAAAUUCGUGGAGCAAACUUUGCUAGCUAUAAUUGUCCUGCGCCGAUACCUAAUGACUUUAUGAUUUGGCUACUAUUCCAGGCUAAUUUGUACACACAAUUGGAUAGUUAUCGAACUGAACAUCGAGCGUUUGAGAUUAGCAUCAGUACUCUGCCUUCGCGUUGACUUCUUUCAGUCAUGCCAACUUGCACUCUGCUUGUGUUCAGGAUGAAAAUGUCCGUUUGUUGGCUUAUUCGGAAGGAUGGAAGUCAUAAGCCAAUACGACUACCUCAUCUCCAGACUGUGGUGUUAGGCCGUGGCCCCGAAACAACAAUUAAAGAUAAAAAGUGCUCCAGGGAGCAAGUGGAACUGAAGGCAGACUGCAGCAGGGGAUACGUCACUGUGAAACAGCUCGGUGCGAACCCCACCUGCGUGGGUCGCGACCCCGUGGGGAAGGGCAGGGAGGUGAAGCUGAAAGCGGGGCAGCUGCUGCACAUGGUGCACCAGCUGUACCCCUAUACCGUCCGGUUCCGGGGGGGGUCCCCCGACUCCAAGAGACCCCCCCCGCCCGUCCCAGCCGAGCGGGGCCCGGACCCCCCGCCCCCCCGCCCAGAGGGUCCCGAAAAAGGCCCCCGCCAGCACGGCCCCGCAGGCGGUGCAGAAACGCCCCCCACAAAGACUGUCGGCGGCAGCAGCACAAAGGACAGUGGGGGACACUGGAGCCAAGGCCUGAAAGCCAGUAUGCAGGACCCCACAAUGCAGGUUUAUAAGGACGAGAUGGUGGUGGUCAUUAAGGACAAGUACCCGAAGGCGCGCUACCAUUGGCUGGUCCUGCCGUGGGAGGCGGUGGCCAGCCUCCGGGCCCUGCAGGGGGCGCACUGCGGCCUGCUCAGGCACAUGCAGCGUGUGGCAGAGCGCAUGGUGCAGCAGUGCCCCGACGCACAGAGCCUCCGCUUCCGCAUGGGCUACCACGCCAUCCCCAGCAUGAGUCAUGUUCAUCUACACGUGAUCAGUCAAGACUUCGACUCUCCCUGCCUGAAGAACAAGAAGCACUGGAAUUCCUUCACCACCGACUAUUUCAUAGAAUCUCAAGAUGUUAUAGAGAUGCUGGAGCGGGACGGCAGGGUGACGGUGAAGCCCGGCUCAGACCAGCUGCUGAAGCUGCCACUGCGCUGCCACGUGUGCCGCAGUGAGCUCCCCACCAUCCCCCAGCUCAAACAGCACCUGAACACCCACCUGCCCACGUGUGCCGCAGAGAGCUCCCCACCAUCCCCCAGCUCAAACAGCACCUGAACACCCACCUGCCCAGGUGUGCCGCAGAGAGCUCCCCACCAUCCCCCAGCUCAAACAGCACCUGAACACCCACCUGCCCAGGUGUGCUGCAGAGAGCUCCCCACCAUCCCCCAGCUCAAACAGCACCUGAACACACACCUGCCCACGUGUGCCGCAGAGAGCUCCCCACCAUCCCCCAGCUCAAACAGCACCUGAACAC